UAAAUCUACCAUCAACUGUAUUGGCGAAAGCAAAAAGAACGAAGAAAUAUAUCAUCAUAUAUCUCUCUCCACUCCUCUAUCUCUAAUGGCUAAUAAGCUUUUGUAUUAUGUAAUUUUGGGCAUGUUUUUGUUGUUUACAAUGUCACGAGUUUGGUGGGAAACGGCGAACAGACCACAAGUUUUCAGACGAAAACAAUGGCUUGAAAAGCUUUUCGAAUCUGGAUUUGCAUGUCUUCGCGUUGGAUUCCAUGAAGAUCAAAAAUACUUUAGGUCUUAUUUUCUUCAAUAGAUAGUAAAUUAAAAUUUAAUCCGGAGUCCGUGUGUAUAUUUCCCUGACGGAAAUUUAUUUUUAAGUAGUGUUCUUAUGAUUUGGUCGGGCUUUCUUCCAAAUGAAGGCAUUUAUGUGCUCAUAUAUGACAAAUCCAUGGAAACGGGUCACUUAUGGAUCCGGGUCGGGCACAGAAGUCCAAUAGCUUAGCCCAACAAAUACAUA
Molecule: messenger RNA, 493 nt
Organism: Eutrema salsugineum
Lineage: Eukaryota; Viridiplantae; Streptophyta; Magnoliopsida; Brassicales; Brassicaceae
Exons: 2
Coding region: 86-289 (67 amino acids)
Source: RefSeq, a predicted model, not a curated record